Molecule: messenger RNA, 1817 nt
Organism: Larimichthys crocea (large yellow croaker)
Lineage: Eukaryota; Metazoa; Chordata; Actinopteri; Sciaenidae
Product: septin-7
Exons: 15
Coding region: 127-1407 (426 amino acids)
Cellular component (GO): septin complex
Molecular function (GO): GTP binding
Source: RefSeq, a predicted model, not a curated record
GUAGCGCCGUAGAGAGCCGUGGGCGUUACGCGCCUCAUAGUGCGUAGCUCCAGCUCCAGCAAAGAAGGGGAGGGAAUGUCGGCGAGUCAAUGAUCGGUUUUUGAGGCGGCAGGGAGCGUCAACGUUAUGGCUCAGCAAAAGAAUCUGGAAGGAUAUGUUGGCUUUGCAAGCCUCCCGAACCAAGUGUACAGGAAGUCUGUGAAGAGGGGCUUUGAGUUCACCCUGAUGGUCGUUGGCGAGUCGGGGUUGGGCAAAUCCACAUUGAUCAACUCUCUGUUCCUCACAGACCUGUAUUCAGCAGAGUACCCCGGUCCUUCACAUCGAAUCAAAAAGACCGUGCAGGUGGAGCAGUCCAAAGUUUUAAUAAAGGAAGGCGGCGUCCAGCUGCUGCUCACAAUAGUCGACACCCCGGGGUUCGGAGAUGCCGUCGACAACAGCAACUGCUGGCAGCCGAUCAUCGACCACAUAGACAGCAAGUUCGAAGACUACCUGAACUCAGAAUCCCGGGUGAACAGACGACAGAUGCCCGACAGCCGAAUCCACUGCUGCCUGUACUUCAUCGCCCCCUCAGGACACGGACUGAAGCCCUUGGACAUCGAGUUCAUGAAGCGGUUGCAUGAGAAAGUCAAUGUCAUCCCACUGAUCGCCAAAGCAGACACCCUCACCCCCGAGGAGUGCCUGCAGUUCAAGAAACAGAUCAUGCGAGAAAUCCAAGAGCACAAAAUCAAGAUCUACGAGUUCCCCGAGACGGAUGACGAAGAAGAGAACAGGCUGGUGAAGAAGAUCAAGGACAAGUUGCCGCUGGCUGUAGUAGGAAGCAACACCAUCAUCGAGGUGAACAGCAAGAGGGUCCGAGGUAGACAAUACCCCUGGGGGGUUGCAGAAGUUGAAAACAGCGACCACUGCGACUUCACCAUCCUCAGGGACAUGCUCAUCAGGACUCACAUGCAGGACCUGAAGGACGUGACGAACAACGUCCACUACGAAAACUACCGCAGCAGGAAGCUCGCCGCCGUCACCUACAACGGAGUAGAUAACAACAGGGCCAAAGGCCAACUGUCCACCAAACUUGACACAGUUGAUGGAAUGAGUCCUCUGGCCCAGAUGGAGGAGGAACGGCGAGAGCACGUGACCAAGAUGAAGAAGAUGGAGAUGGAGAUGGAGCAAGUGUUUGAGAUGAAAGUCAAGGAGAAGGUGCAGAAACUCAAAGACUCUGAAGCUGAGCUCCAGAGGCGUCACGAGCAGAUGAAGAAGAACCUGGAGGCUCAGCACAAGGAGCUGGAGGAGAAGCGGCGCGUGUUUGAGGACGAGAGAGCAAACUGGGAGGCCCAGCAGCGCCUGGAGCAGCAGAAACUGGAGGCCUCAAGGACUCUGGAGAAAAACAAAAAGAAAGGCAAGAUCUUCUAAAGGACCGCCGGCAGGACCACCCCGGCUCCAGUCACUUUUGUUUGCCAACGUUGCCGGUCAGGACGCCAGUGUGUGGCACUGACAUCACCCACCUCCUCUUCCUCCUCCUCCUCCUCUUCCUCCCCUCCUUCUCUCCUCCUCUCCCCUCCAUGUCCCCCCUUUACUCUGUCUGCCAGCACAGCUGUGCUCCUGCUCCCAGCCACUAGAGGGGGGUUACCGGGGGGUAUAAUGGGGUUACGUGAGGAGGUGGAUGGCGUCUACACGACCCCCCGCGUCCUCCCCUCGCUGCCUCGGGACUCAUCAUCAUGGAAGAAUGUGUUUCCCCCUUAACAACAGUAAAAAAAAUUCCAGUUUUAGAAAAGGCCAAACCCAUAUUCUUAUUUUAAUUAUUAUUAUUAUUGAUGUUAUUA